Molecule: messenger RNA, 4414 nt
Organism: Cydia amplana
Lineage: Eukaryota; Metazoa; Arthropoda; Insecta; Lepidoptera; Tortricidae
Gene: Ask1
Product: mitogen-activated protein kinase kinase kinase 15
Exons: 26
Coding region: 130-4359 (1409 amino acids)
Biological process (GO): protein phosphorylation; MAPK cascade
Molecular function (GO): protein kinase activity; ATP binding
Source: RefSeq, a predicted model, not a curated record
UCACUAGUGUUAAAUAACAAGCCAAAGCCACUUGCUGGGAAUUCACGCUGAGUACCUAUACUUCGAAUUAAAAUUUAAGACUGAAAUGAAUAAUUAAAGCUGUCCAAAUGUUGAUGGUAACAUGAGAAAAUGAUAACAUUUGGCGCUGCAAGCAGUUCCACGGCCCUGGAGGACACUGGUGAAGUACGAAGUAUAUGCGAGAGUGUGUGCAGUGAUGGAUCUAACGCAACGGUACAGGCUGCGGGCGCUAAUGCGAGGCCCCGUAUGGAUAUUGCGUGUGUUGUGGAUAUUACACAAAGCACCAACCUAGGGCACAGGAAACGAGCUUUGGAAGAAGUCAGGUUGGCUGCUGAUCUCGUAAAUGGAAACCUACAUCAUAUCCAUUUUGAAAAAUUAGAUUUUGGAGAAACAAGUGUCCUGGAUACAUUCUACAAUGCUGAUGUGGCGCUGGUGGACCUCAGUAUGCAGGUGCAGCAGAGCUCGCUGCUGUAUCACCUGGGGGUUCGGGAGAGCUUCGACAUGAAGGAAAAUGUGCUGCUGUAUAAUGAUGUAGAUCCGGACUCCACACUACGGCUUAAGGCAUCGCUGCCUAACUUCCUGUUCGUGUCGUACAAGCUGACAGACGCGGGCACCUGCGUGACGACCAACCCCGCCGCCACCAAGUUCAAAGGAGAGGAGGCUGCCGAUCCCAAACAACAUCUGACGUUGCGGCUUAGGAAUAUACUGCAGGAUGUCGAAGUACAGACCAAAGCUCACCUCCAAGAGAAAUUCCUCUCAGACCUGCGCAAAGCCCGCGAACUAUACAGCGGCGCCGAGCUGGCCACGGUGCUGCACGCCAUGCGACGGCGGUUGGACGACCCGGCCGUGCUGUCCGGCGAUACUGUGCUUAACAUGCUCAUAUCCUACAGGGAGACGCAGGACUAUGACGCCAUAGUGCAGGUCGUCGACGAUCUCAAGACCGUCAUGAACAGGAAGAACUAUGUUAACAUGCCGGUUAUAAGGUUCCUGUAUGCGUUUGCUAUGAACAGGAGGAAUAAGGAAGGUGACAGAGAAAAUGCCCUAAAGGUGUGCGUGAAAGCUUUGGAGAAGAAAGAGAACCGUUUCCCCGACAUGCUCUGUUUGUGUGGCCGUAUUUAUAAGGACAAGUUUGUAGAAUCUCAACACACGGAUAUGGAGAGCUUGAAUAAUGCUAUACAUUGGUACAGACAAGGAUUUGAAGUUCAACCAAACGAAUAUGCAGGCAUAAAUUUGGCAACUUUGCUCGUCAUUGCCGGCAAUGACUUUAAGAAUUCUCAGGAGUUACAACAUAUUGGUAUGAUGCUAAACCAUCUAAUAGGCAAGAAAGGCAGCCUGUCAUCGCUCAAAGACUACUGGGACGUGGCCACGUUUUUCGAGAUCUCAGUGCUAGCGCAGGACUACGUGAAGGCCAUACAAGCGGCCGAGUGCAUGUUCAAACUCAAGCCGCCUAACUGGUAUCUGAAGAGCACGAUAGGGAACAUCGAACUUAUUGACAGGUUCAGGAAAAAAAGUGAAGAAUCUUCACCAGAACAACAAGUAUUUUCAUUUUGGAUGGAGUUUUUUUUUGAAGCUACUAAUACCGGCAGCUGUGAUAAUAUAAUCAGGUUUCCUGUUCUUAUCUUGGAGACCACAAAAGAGUUCAUGCCUUCUUACUUAAAUGUGAACAUGGGAGCGGAGCAGAAGUCCGUUGAAAUACUCAACCUCUGUCUGAGCUCCAUACGUGGGCAGUGUAGGCAAGUCCACCGGUGGCUCUUCACUUCUGACAUGAUUAGAAGCUACAGUUUGUACAAACGCGACGAGCGCUGUCUCUUUCUGUACGUGAGCGAGAACUCUGACGAUUUCCAAAUAUUCCUACCUUCUGAACCCUGCAGACAACGAUUGCAUGAUCUGUUGGGAGACCUGACGGCUGAUCACGAGAAGGUCACGGAUUUGGACACCACUGUGAUGCAAGAUCAGUUGAAAUUUGAAUACGAACUAGACGACUGCAACAAGCGCGUAGUGCUCGGCAAGGGCACGUACGGUGUAGUGUACGCGGCGCGCGACCUCAACACGCAAGUGCGCAUCGCCAUCAAGGAGAUCCCGGAGAAGAACCUCGGAGACGUGCAGCCGCUGCACGAGGAGAUCCUGCUGCACUCGCAGCUGCGCCACCGGAACAUAGUGCAGUACCUAGGAUCGAUAUCAGAAGACAACCUUUUUAAGAUAUUUAUGGAACAAGUCCCAGGAGGCUCAUUGUCCGCGCUGCUCCGUUCUAAAUGGGGACCUCUAAAGGAAAACGAAGCCACAAUCGCCUACUACACUAAGCAGAUUUUAGAAGGUCUAAAAUACCUCCACGAUCAAAAAAUAGUUCACCGCGACAUAAAAGGCGACAAUGUCCUAGUAAACACCUACAGUGGGGUCGUUAAGAUAUCGGACUUCGGGACGUCCAAGCGGCUGGCGGGCCUGUGUCCGUCCACCGAGACCUUCGCGGGCACGCUGCAGUACAUGGCGCCCGAGGUCAUAGACAAGGGGCAGAGAGGGUAUGGAGCGCCGGCGGACAUCUGGUCCCUUGGAUGUACGGUUGUAGAGAUGGCUACAGGAAAUCCACCUUUCAUUGAACUGGGAUCGCCGCAAGCAGCGGUUUUCAAGGUGGGAUAUUACAAAGUGCACCCAGAAAUCCCCAGUGAGUUGUCUCCUAGAGCCAAGAGUUUCAUAAAGCGGUGUUUCAUACCGGACCCUGAGAAUCGCGCCACGGCAUCUGAACUAUUAGAAGAUCCGUUCUUAUGCGAGAAAAAGAAGACAUCUAGUCGCCUAGGCAGUAAUGUAGACUAUAGCAGAAGCGUAUCCGUUCCUGCCGACAAAAUCCGGCCACCGCAGAAAAAGAUAUCCGAACCCUGUCUACCCGGCAAUCUGCCCAGUUCACCAGAAAUCGAGGUGAAAACGAUCCGGUCUAACCCGACCAUCACUAGGACGGCUUCGUCGAUGCUAUCACCGAUACUGAUAUACCCGCCGGACUUGUCAAAUAGCAGCACCAUGCCGAAUACACCGUCUACAGAUGAGAUGGACACGAGCGAUAGUCUGCUCAAUCGGCGGAGUUCCUCAGGGGGCUUGCUCUCACCCGAGGUGGACAUGACAACCGUCCAGCGCUCCUCCAUAGACGUGGAACAUGACGGUUUCUAUCUACUGAAGAAGGACUCGCAGCGCCGUCUCACACUGUCGCGGGUGCUAGAGCAGGACAGCGAACAAAUCUGCUCCAAGUGGAUGCACAGUAUUCAGCAAGAUUUUGGCAGCACAGUGCUUACAAUGAAUCAUUUGGAAACGCUUCGAUUAGCGUUAAAAGACUACAUAAUGGACCAGAACAGAAGCGUCAUCGAGCAAGCCAUAACGAGUCUGAAAGAAGAUUUGGAUUUUGACUCCAACGCCAUUAAUGAACUGAAUGCAGCCACGUACAUGUUCCAAGAGGCGGUGAAUGGGGUCCUGAGGAGUCACAGCAUCAAGCCUCAUUGGAUGUUCGCGCUUGACAACUUAGUGAGGAAUGCUGUGCAGGCUGCUAUUACUGUGUUAACGCCUGAGUUGGGAGCGAACCUCGCCGGGCAGGAGCACCGGCGCGGCGGCGGGCGCUCGCCCAGCGGCGCGGCCGACGUCGCCACGCCCUCCGCCAUGUCCACCGCCACCUCCACCAGGGACCACAGCUUGCUGCAGCUGCGCCAGGAGAACCAAAAAUUGCAUCAAGAACUACUGGAGAGUUACCAACAGUACCAAUCUUUACUCAGAGAAAUGUUGGAAGAGCAAAAACUACAAACACAAAUACUUCGAGACUUCGUCAAUAAAAACAGUCGUGAAGAAAAUCUAGACGUAACAGACGAAACCAAAUGCCCUACACCGUUACCUUCAAACAGCCCUGACUUAUCUCAACCAAUGUCUGUUAUUUCUGAAAGUGACGUCACGCCGUCGCCGCUUCGCGAUUGGUUGACGGAUCGAGGGGUGCCCGCGAGUGCUGCGCAGGUUUUGAUUGAUCAGGAGUUUACGUUGGAAGACUUGUUGCAACAUGUUCAAAAAGAGGAUUUGGCGAGGUUGAAUCUCAAAGGUGGCGUAGAGCUGCGUCUAUGGCGAGCUAUAGUAGAUCACCGCCAGCACAGGAAUGGCUCGGAGAGGCUGCGGCGAGUCAGCAGUACUGAGACUGACAUGGACAACAACUCCAUCGUCGUAGUUGAAUGUCAGAGAUGUAAGUCAACCCGGCGCACCAUGUCCAACAUGUCGAGCAACUCCUGCUCGAGCAACCCGACGGUGGUGAUCCGGCAGCAGGCCAACGGCGACGAGACGGUCGCCGAGUACUACCCCGACAACGGCGUCGGCAACCUUUGACAAUUACGUGGGUGGUGCACUCUGCAGUAGCGGGCUUCCACGCAGCGUCGAUGAU